This is a messenger RNA of Microthlaspi erraticum, 1371 nucleotides long. NCBI's taxonomy places the organism in Eukaryota, Viridiplantae, Streptophyta, Magnoliopsida, Brassicales, Brassicaceae. The record is from the annotation of a GenBank genome assembly.
AUGGAUCAAGAACCCUAUCGAAGCAAGUCUUUUAGCCGGGAGAGCAGUGGAGCCUCUUCUUUAAGCUUAUCACGUAGCCUGCCUCUCCUGAUUAACAAUGACGUCGAUAGUGAGAGUGUCUCAGAGGCUGGGGAUAUAGGAGAUCGCUCACUUCGGAGAAGGCAUAGUGCUGGUAGAAGCAGCCGUUUGUCUGUUGAUGAUUUGAUAGAACAAGGGACUAAUGAUACUUCUGGCCAAGAGCAAGAUGUGUCACACGAUCUUCCAACUUUGAACACAACUUCUGUAGUCAAACCUUUGCCUGAGAACAUAACAGCAUCUCCUUUACAAACAAAGUCACUCUUGUCACCUGCGACAAACAAACUGGGAAAGGAGGAAGAGCGCGUUUUACCAAAGUCCUUGGAAUACAUAUCGUGCUUAAUCCAUUUGGCUGUUUUUGGGAUUCUUGGGGCUAUUACGAGGUACCUGCUGCAGAGAUUGUUUGGACCAAGUGGUGCUCGAGUAACCAGUGAUGGGAGCAUCUUGUAUCUUGAUCUUCCCUCCAACAUGGUAGGAUCAUUCUUGAUGGGUUGGUUUGGCGUCGUAUUCAAAGCAGAUAUAGCGAAAGUUUCUGAGUUUUUGGCGAUAGGACUUUCCACUGGUUAUUUGGGGAGCCUCACAACAUUCAGCGGUUGGAACCAGAAAAUGCUUGAUCUUAGUGCCAAUGGCCAAUGGCUCUACGCUGUGCUUAGCUUUCUCUUAGGAUUGUUUCUCACAUCUUACUCCAUCAUUCUGGGAGUUGAAACAGCCAAAGGUUUCCGAUGGAUUCUUCACAGAAGAGCUUCUUCUGAGGAAAGAAACUCUUGUCUUAGAGUUAACACAUUGAGGAGCCAUAUUUUGUUUAUGAUUUUGAUGCUUCUGUUGCUUGUGGCUUUACUCACCGCAAGUUCCGUUCUGCUUGUAAAAGAGUUUGACAAAGGAACAAGCGAGGCUCAGCUAUGGUUAGGUUGUUUAGUUGCAGCCCCUGGUGUUUGGCUCAGAUGGUUCCUAGCCCGACUCAACGGACGCGGACUGGGAAAAGAUAGACAACACUUGAGGUGGGUCCCAUUUGGCACCCUCAUUGCAAAUGUAGCUGCAGCUUGUGUCAUGGCAGCAUUGGCAACGUUAAAGAAAUCGGUGAACACAAGAACGUGUAACACGGUUGCUUCGAGUAUACAGUUUGGUCUGUUGGGAUGUCUGAGCACAGUUUCCACCUUAAUGGCUGAGUUCAAUGCGAUGAGAGAAAGUGAUCAACCAUGGAGAGCCUAUGCCUAUGCAUCUUUCACCAUUGCUGUUUCUUUUGCGGUUGGAACAGUUAUAUACUCAGUCCCUAUUUGGGUUGUAGGAUUCAGUUAA